Eucalyptus grandis is the source of this 1557-nucleotide messenger RNA. RefSeq names its product nuclear speckle splicing regulatory protein 1. The record is from RefSeq and is a predicted model, not a curated record. The coding region runs from base 213 to 1190 and encodes 325 amino acids. NCBI's taxonomy places the organism in Eukaryota, Viridiplantae, Streptophyta, Magnoliopsida, Myrtales, Myrtaceae. Gene Ontology annotation, biological process: regulation of alternative mRNA splicing, via spliceosome. The transcript has 4 exons.
AGCGAUAUCAAACGGUUAGAGAGAGGCGGAAGAAAUUGUAAAAUCGACGAAGAAUAUUUUCUCAUCUCGGCGACGGCGCCUCCCGCAAGCUCGAGCGCCGCCGUGGCCGACCAGGCUUCGCGCCCCUUUCUCCCGCCGCCCGCCGCCGAUAGCUCGCCCGCCGCCCCCAAUUUCGUCGCGUCGGAUCCAGACGCCACCCGCGCGCGGAAGGCAUGAAGAAGUACGGCUUGCAGCUGCGGGCGCCGCCGUCGCAGCAGCAGAAGAAGCAGCCGACCCGGCCGCCGCUGCCCCCUCCGGCGGGAUUCCGCGACGACGACGACGACGGCGUCGAGAGUGAGAUCGCGCGCCAGUCUGUUAAGAACAGGGCCCUCAGAGAAAUUGAGGAACAGCACAAGAAAGCGUUGGAGGAGGAUCCGUCGGUCUUCGAUUAUGACGGCGUCUAUGAUGACAUGAAGGCGAAGAUUGCUCAACCUCGAGCCAUGGAUCGCGAAGAAAGGAAGCCUAAAUACAUCCAGAAACUGCUUCAAAAGGCAGAACAACGACAGAGGGAACAGGAAAUAGUAUAUGAGAGAAAGCUGGCUAAAGAGAGGAGCAAAGAAGAUCACCUCUAUGCUGACAAGGACAAAUUCGUGACGGGUGCUUAUAAAAGGAAACUUGCAGAGCAAGCAAAAUGGAUGGAGGAGGAGCGGCUACGGCAAAUUCGAGAAGAGAAAGAUGAUGUAACCAAGAAGAAAGACUUGACUGACUUCUAUGUCAAUCUUGAGAAAAAUGUUGCGUUUGGUGCUAGUGCACCCGAGUCAAGAAAAAUGGAGAAGCAUGCCGAGUCGAAGAAGCCUGAGAAGCAUGUUGAGUUACAAAAGCCUGAGAAGCAUGUUGAGUUGCAAAAGCCUGAGAAGCACGAAGAGAAAAUGAAUGUCAAUAUUUCUGGGGAAGGUUCUUCAUUUAUCACCACAUACUCUGAUGCAGAACCUUCUAGAAUGCCAGAGGGGCUUCAAGCUGAAGCUUCUCCUGACUCUAAGAAGAGUUUUGAAGCUAUCCAUGAGAAACAGGCUACUGAUGCUUCUGCUCAAGAAAAACCUGAACCAUCUUCCUCCAAUAAACCACUGCCUGACCAUCAUAAAAGAAGUCAGGAUGCUCUUGCUGCGGCUAAAGAACGCUUCUUGGCACGGAAGAAGACUAAAGAACAAUGAUGGCUUGAGCAAUUUCCAGCUCUCUCAGUGGAGCAACGCUUGGGGGUUUUGUGUAUGUUUCUAACGUGACUUUCAGUCAGUAUACAACUGAUCAUGCGUGUUCUUCCAUGUUGGCUCAUUAUCCUGGUGUUUAAUUUCACCUCGAACCAUUGCUUUUGGCAUGGAAAAGGGUUACCCCAAGGAGCCCAUAAAUUAAUUGUCUUCUUGGCAGCUGCUGAGGCCUUCAGUAGAGUCUGUACUGUGUAGAAACAUGUUCCAGUCGAGAGUGUGGCAAACCCUCUGAAGUGGGUAUCUGUUAUACAAUCCUAGGAAUAUCGGUGGUAACCGAUUAAUUCUUCAAAAGAAGAGUUUUGAGUUCUUUGAUUCA